Rotaria sp. Silwood1 is the source of this 1992-nucleotide messenger RNA. The record is from the annotation of a GenBank genome assembly. Lineage: Eukaryota; Metazoa; Rotifera; Eurotatoria; Philodinida; Philodinidae.
AUGGAAUCAAACGAUAGCAAUACAAAAGAUUGUUCUACUAUAUAUCGUUUUCAAUUUGCUAGUAUAGCUUUUCUGUGUAGUGUUUAUCUUCCAUUUACAUUUCAUUCAAAUAUAUGGUCACUUUAUACACAACCAUUUACACCAGUUAAUUGUUCAAUGAAUAAAAAUCCAGUUAUUUCUGGAUUAACAUUAAACACUCCAAUAAAAUCAAUACUUCCAAUUCUCAUAAAAAAUUAUAAUCGAACGGAUUGUUGUCCUUGUAAAGAAAUUCUUAAUGGAAAUAUAAAUGAUAAACGUCUAUGGAUUCGUUGUCAAUCAUGGAUAGCAAGUCUAAAUGAAUUAGAAGCACGAAAAGCAACUAUUAUCGAUGAAUGGAAUUUAGCUUGUGGGUAUGAAAAUCGCAAAAACCUUAUGAUAGGUUCUAUAUCCUUUUUAAUUGCCGAGCUCAUUGGUGUUAUAUUAAUUGGCAUUUUAGCUGAUCGAUAUGGAAGAAAAUUAAUGUUUUUAAUGUGCCUUUAUAUACCGGUGCUUUUCGGAUCGUUGGCUGCUUUUACUACAACUUAUACUCUAUUUCUUAUUCUUCGUUGGCCUGGUCUUCUUUUACUUGUUUUUAUAAUGGUUAUUGAAUCAUGUGAAUAUAAACAUCGGGCACAAAUUGGUUGUCUUCUUCUUGCUUCUAUACCUAUUUUUGGUAUUAUUAUUGGUGUUACUUAUUUUUUUCUAUCAGAUUGGCGUCAUAUGCAAUUACUUGGUACAUUAAUUACUACUUUAACACUUUGUUAUCCAUGGUUAAUACCAGAAUCUCGUCGAUGGUAUGUGAAUAGUAAUCGUAUAUCACGUGUUAAUAAACUUUUACAAUUAUGUUCGAGUACACAAACACCAACACUAAGUUUAAAUAAAGUUGGUUCACCUGCACCAACAACUAUUAUAUAUGAUAAACCGAUUUUAUCAACAAAUACUCGUCGUGUUCAAAUAGGUUCAAUAUCUUUUUUACUAAUCAAUCAACAACUUCGUACAAUUACUUGUUGUUUAUUUAUACUCUGGUUUCUUUCAUCAUUUUGCUAUCAUUCCAUAUUUUUUCCAAGAAUACUUUCACAUCCAACUAUCAAUUAUGUUUUGAUGAAUGCAACUGAAUUUUUUUCAUUUAUUAUUGCACUUAUUGUUGCUUACAAAAUUGGUCGUCGAGCUCCAUUAGCUGUACUUAUUUUAAUUAGUGGCCUUUCUUCUGUUUCAUUAGCGAUUACAUUACUUGAAACAGGACAUACAUGGCUUGAAAUAAUAUUAUCCUUUGUUGCUCGUACGUGUUUUCGAACUUGUUAUUGUCUUCUGAUUUUAUUUACAGCUGAACUUUAUCCAACAUCAGUUCGAGCAACAGGUUUGGCUGUUGGACUUGCUAGCGAAGUUCUAGCACGAAUUUCAGUUGAACUUCUUCUUUAUUUUACUAUUGAUCGAUUAUUGCCUUUAUUUAUAUCUGGUGGUAUGCUAUGUCUUAGUUGUUGUUUAAUAUUUCCAUUACCUGAAACAAAACUCUAUGAUAUACCUGAUUCACUUAAUGAUCUUCAAUCCAUGAAACGUUCACUAGGAGAUGAAAAUGGCAAUAAAAUAUUACCAUAUCAUUCGCGUUAUCAUAUGAUCGAUUCAAAUACACUUACACUUGCUCGUAUAUCAGAAUCAAAUACAAUAGCAUCGGAUCUUAAUGAUUUAUCUUCAUUACAUGCUAAAACAAUUAUAAAAUCGCAACAGCAAGGAGAUAGUGAUGAAAAAAGUCUAACGAUUCGUUCUCAAGCUGAAACAAUUCAAUUACAUUCAAAUACAUCAUCAAUAAAAGGUCUAUCCAAUCCAUGUUAUUUUGGAUCCUUAAAUAAUACAAUCGAUCAAUUUGAUAUUGAACAACAAGCAAAUAAUCGAGUAGUGAUUAGUAUUCGAGGUGCACAAAAUAAUAAUAACAAUAAUAACAAUAACGAAGAAGAACGAGAAAAUACUAAAUUUUAA